This is a messenger RNA of Copidosoma floridanum, 1411 nucleotides long. It is a transcript of the gene Alg2, whose product is annotated as alpha-1,3/1,6-mannosyltransferase Alg2. Lineage: Eukaryota; Metazoa; Arthropoda; Insecta; Hymenoptera; Encyrtidae. Gene Ontology annotation, biological process: dolichol-linked oligosaccharide biosynthetic process. Gene Ontology annotation, cellular component: endomembrane system. The record is from RefSeq and is a predicted model, not a curated record. Gene Ontology annotation, molecular function: GDP-Man:Man(1)GlcNAc(2)-PP-Dol alpha-1,3-mannosyltransferase activity.
CCCAGCCGGAACACCAGCGCAAUACGUACCUAUUCGUUUUGCACAUGAAAAAGAUUUAAACACCCCCGCAUUGAAUUUAAGGUAUAAUACACCGCGUCAGUCGGUCCGAGCACUCCGAAACUUGUCUGCAAUAAGGAUGUCAAAACGGUGAAUGACAGUUGCAUCGAUAUCAGGUGCGUAAAAGUGAGAAAACAUGGUGAGGGUGACAUUCUUGCACCCGGACCUUGGUAUCGGCGGCGCCGAGAGGUUAGUGGUCGACGCAGCACUGGCUCUCAAGCACCACGGUCACGAUGUCAACUUCGUUACGAGUCAUCACGACAAGAGCCAUUGCUUCGACGAAACCAAGGAUGGCACUUUCGAGGUCACGGUCGUAGGUGAUUGGCUUCCCCGGCAUGUUUUCGGCAGGUUUUUUGCUAUUUGCGCCUAUUUCAGAAUGAUGUAUGCAGCCCUGUAUAUAAUUUUAAAAGGUGACGUUCCUGACAUUGUUUUCUGUGAUUUAGUAUCUGCGUGCAUUCCAAUACUCAAGUUGAGAGUACCAGUAGUUGUGUUUUAUUGUCAUCAUCCGGAUCAGGUACUGACAAGUUAUGAAAGUCAGCUGAAAAAGCUCUACCGUGCUCCAAUUAAUUAUCUUGAAGAAAUUACUACAGGCUUGGCCGACAAAGUAUUUGUUAAUAGUGUUUAUACCAAAUCCGUAUACAAAAAAACUUUCAAAAGACUGAAUGCAGAGAGCACUGAAGUGUUGUGUCCUUCAAUAAACACAGCUUUCUUUGAUCGAGUACAUAUACUCACAAUGGAAAGGGUAUUGGACAAAAGAAUGUUGUCUGACACCUGCUUCUUACUUUCCAUCAACAGAUAUGAGCGUAAAAAGGAACUAUCCACUGCAAUUGAAGCAUUGGCUGAUUUGAAAAACUUACUUAGCAAAGAAGAAUUCAGAAAAGUUUACUUAAUAAUGGCUGGUGGGUAUGAUAAGAGAGUUGAAGAGAACGUUGAAUAUUAUUUGGAGCUGAAUGCCCUUGCCGACGAAUUAGGAGUUGCAAGUAAAAUAUUUUUCUUGAGAUCCCCAACGGAUAUUGAAAAAGUAUCUAUUUUAGUAAAUUGUGAUGUUUUAAUAUAUACGCCGCCCAAUGAGCAUUUUGGGAUAGUGCCUUUAGAGGCAAUGUAUGCUUCGAAGCCUGUUGUUGCCCACGAUUCUGGCGGACCUAAAGAAUCUGUUGUAGAUGGUAUUACGGGUUUUCUCGUGGAAAAAACAAGUUUUGCCGAAAAACUGGCAGUAUUGAUAAAAGAUGAGUCACUUAGAAGACAGUUUGGAGAAGCUGGCAAAAAUGUUUUUUUAGAAAAGUUUAGCUUUCAAGCUUUCAGUGAAAAACUUAAUUCCUCGAUACUUGAUGUAUAUGAUAAAAAAAGGCGAUAA